UUUAGUUUUCUGGCUGUUUUUGGAGAAAUUCUGGUCUCUGAUCAACAUUAGUGGGUGACCUACUGUAUGUCAGGCACAUAUUGGGUACACAGACACUGCUAUAAUGGAGACUCAUCCUUGUCCUAGAAGUCCUAAUCCCUAUGUCAGAAGAAAUGGGAAACAAACCAGAAAAGCAGUGUCUAUAAUCAAAUGUGAUCACUGCUACAAAGAGGAUGAAGCAAGGGUUUGGCCCUUUUGGGGAACAUACCGUGAACGCCAGCUGGAUUGCAGUCCAGGAGCUAGAGAAGCUCGGGCUUGGUGACAGCGUGGACCUGCACGUGUAUGAGAUUCCAGUCGAGUACAAGACGGUCCAGAGGCUCAUCCCUGCCCUGUGGGAGAAGCACAGCCCACAGCUCGUGGUGCAUGUGGGGGUGUCGGGCAUGGCGACCACUGUCACACUGGAGAAGUGUGGGCAUAACAAGGGCUACAAGGGGCUGGACAACUGCCGCUUCUGCCCCGGCUCCCAGUGCUGCGUGGAAGACGGGCCCGAAAGCAUCGACUCCAUCAUCGACAUGGAUGCGGUCUGUAAGAGGGUCACUACGCUGGGCCUGGAUGUGUCGGUGACCAUCUCACAAGAUGCUGGCAGGUACCUCUGUGACUUCACCUACUACACCUCUCUGUACCAGAGUCACGGCCGCUCAGCCUUUGUUCACGUGCCUCCACUGGGCAAGCCGUACAACGCAGACCAGCUGGGCAGGGCGCUGCGGGCCAUCAUCGAGGAGAUGCUGGACGUCCUGGAGCAGUCAGAAGGCAAAAUCAACUGUCGCCACAAACACUAAGAGCCUUUCAGGCCUCCCAAGACCUCAUCCCACUAGGGACCCCGGGAGGGACCUCUGCCCUCCCGGGCUUGGCCAAGGAAGAUAAGCCUGUCAGCCGGGGAUCUGAUCUGGAUCAACGUUCCGACUUAAACACUUCCUCUCCCUUUUUCUCUGCAAAAGGGCUGGUCGAUUUGAAGGAGGUGGCUGGAGACUUUUUCCUCUAUUUCCCUUUGCAUCUGGGGACACAUUCACAACAGCUGGGAAGCUGGUGGGUCCCGAUCUGCACAGAGAACAUUGGGUCGAGUGGAUCUCUGCUCUUUGAUCCCACGUCUGGGCUCACCUGCUCACCUGCUCUGGUGAAGGGAUUCUGGUGUUCCCUCCAUCCCUGAUUGGUUUUUCCCAAACCUAAAAACUCCAUGAAGAGUCUUUGCCUGGAUCCGUGUCCCAAAAGCCGGGAUGACCCCCGAAAGGGCUGCCUGGAGAUACGGCGGGGGCUUUUUCCCCCCCUCUCUUUCUUAUUCUCUUUUUAUUUUUUUUUAAGAUUUUAUUUAUUUAUUCAUGAGAGACACACAGAGAGAGGCAGAGACACAGGCAGAGGGAGAAGCAGGCUCCAUGCAGGGAGCCCAACGUGGGACUCCAUCCCGGGUCUCCAGGAUCACACCCUGGGCUGCAGGUGGCGCUAAACCGCUGUGUCACUGGGGCUGCCCCUCUCAUUCUCUUUUAAAAAAACAAUAGUGCUAGUUUGGGCACAGAGGAGUUUAUAAUCCCUUUGGUUAAAACUUGGCUUUAGCCAACAGCAAAGUGUCUUUUCUUUUUCCUGGGAUGCGACCCAUUGCGCCUCUUCCCCUGAAAAUUGGACCUACAUGUUGUGCUGGAGCUGAUGUCGGUUCCCUUUCCUCAGGGCGGGCAGGGCCCUUGGCCAGGCAGUGUGGGGUGGGAGCUGCUGCCCCAGAUGGUUAAAAAAGGUGGGCUGACCCUUUCAACACCAGAGCCAUGAGCUGUCCCUGUGGGGACCCUGGGGCAGGGCAGCCGGUGGGUCAUUUUGGCACGCACAUGACUUCUUUUUUUUUUUCUAAUAUGUAAAAAUUUGUAGCAGUUGCAACCUACCCCACAUCUGGCCUGGAUUUUUCCAGUCCUGGUGCUGGGGACCAGCUUCUUUCUCUCCUUAAGGGGAGGGGUGCCCAGAAUGGGGCCUGGGGGCUGGAGUUGGCUGAGCUCCAUGCACACUGGCGUGUUUGAGCAGGAGGGCGGUGGAGAAGCCAGUGGACUUCUGUGUAGAUGGUUUUGGAGAUGCACCCAGGACUCAGGAGUAAAUUUUGAUCUCGAUCCCAGGCAACUUUCAGUUUACCACCAGAGAUGAGGGUAACAUCACCCAGGAAGUGACUGGGUUCAGCUGGACCUUGAUACCCAUCGGAGGAAAAGAAUGACAACAGGAACCAUGAUGCCAACUGAGGAAAACACACAUUUUGGAAGUGUUCUCCUAUUUGGGGGAGAAUUAUGGAGUUUUAUCAUUUCCCUAAGUGCGAGGUAUGCUGGAAUGUGAUGCCGUGCCAACAUGAUUGUUGGUGUUACCCAGCAUGCAGUUCUUUCUGAAACAGAUGAUAUUUUUGUUUUGUUUUGUUUCUUAAACAUUCACCUUCUUUGCCUCUUGUUCCGAGGGCCAGGGGAGGUCCCGCCUCUGCUGAGCUGCUGUGUCGCUUGGAGAACUGGGUUGAGGGGUUUCUGAGUUAAAUGCAUUCUCUGGGUCCUGGGUUUUCUCUGGAGGAAGCUGCCCCGAGUGGGUGACUCGGGGUGGGCACUUGGCAGUGGGCAUGGCCUGUGGCUCGCAGGUUGAAAUGAUUAGGACUCUGCUUCUCUGUCCAUGCCAGCCUGCCUUCUGCCAGAAACACCCCUCUCUCAUGUCCCCAGUCUGAGGUUGUAGUCUCCUGAAAAACCUGCUGUGUGGGACUCUGUGAGUGGAGAUUGUGGCUCUUCUGAAUGUGAGGAGCUCAAGGCUCAUGGCGGGGGUCCCCCGGAGGUCUUAUUCAGAACAUCAGGCUUCAUCUAGCUUUGUUCCCCAAAGGUCUGAUCUACAGGGAUGUGAGGAGGAAAUGAAUCCAAGCAAGGGGGGGGACCUGAACAUGAGCCAGGUCUGCCCUUAGCUGGGUACCCACUGGAACCUGGACAUACAUACCAUCCCCAAACUCCACAUUUUCAUCUUUCCUUUGUCUUCAUUUUCCCCUCUAUGUUUAAAGCACCAUAUGAUUCAGAAAUUUAGAGAUAUAACUUAUUGUCUGAUCAUUGUUGAGUGUAUGUGUGUCAUUUGUGUGUUCUUGCAAUGGUUUUAGAUUUCCUCAUCAAGUCAAGCCGGAAUCCUGUCCUUGUCCAUGAUGCAGCCUAUUUCAUUCAUUUUUAUUUAAUCAGACAACCAUUAAACAUUUCACUCACUUCCUGCCAGCUUUUUUUUUUCUUUUUUUUAAGAUUUUAUUUAUUUAUUCACAAGAGAUACAGAGAGAGAGAGAGACACAGGCAGAGAGAGAAGCAGGCUCCAUGCAGGGAGCCCGACGUGGGACUCAUUCCAGGGUCUCCAGGAUCACGCCCUGGGCUGAAGGUGGCGCUAAACCACUGAGCCACCCGGGCUGCCCACUGCCAGCUUUUUAGUUUUCAUUUUCCAGUUUAAAUUUUCCUAAAAUUUGUCUUUUGGCCAAACUCAUCUGUUCUCUCCAUGGUGUGUCUGUCUGCAUGUGUUGGAUCUCGGGACUGAAAUGUCCUCACAUGUAAAGAGAGGACCAAGUCCCAUUCUUGCUCCCCUGUCAUUUGCAGAGUCUCAGGUGGAGGGAGGCACACAGAACGGGGCAGAGGGGUGGGUCUAUGAAGUGGAUGUGGCUUAGCAGGGCAUGGAGGGGAGAGACGCUAACAGGUGGGUGCAGCAAGUGUUCUCCAUAGAAGGUGGAGAAGGAUGGGCAGAGGGAUGUGGUGGGAAGGCUGCUGGGGGAAUCUUGUAGGAAGGUGGAUGGGGGGCCUCUCCCUGGGCCCCCAUGGGAUAUGUUGAGGUGGGGGAGGGCAGCAACAGUCACCUAGGUGUUGGGUGAUGGCAUCUCCUUAAUGGUGCCAGAGCCUCUGCACCUCAUACUUUUCUUCUCUCAGCCCCUUUGACUCCCCCUUGCUUACUAAAGAAAAGGUCCGUGGUAUGUACAUGAGCAUGUAGCUUGAAAAAGAAAUAAGAAGGAGUGGUUAGUAAGAAAGAAAGAAGGGUGGAAAGAAGCAGGAAUUUGAGUUGGUGGACUGGAUUUGUGCCGCCUGGCUCACCUGGUUUGAUCAAGGAACAGCCAAGGUCCCUUGGCCACGGGGAGAGACAGGGACAGGCAGGGGACAGAAAUCACGGCUUCCCAGGUGGUGCCAGGUCUUUGUGGAAAAGUUAGAUUGCAAUAGUGUCAGCAAGGAGAAUAGUUUUCAGCCGCCUUGCUCUGUGCUGGCACGGUAACUUCUAGAACAGAAAGGGCCUGCUCAGGGGGAUGGCUGGAAAAGUAGAUUCAGGAUGCCUUUCUGUUGUCUUAGAAGUUUCUGCCAGGAAGCCAGGCCAGCUGCUGUGUGUGUACACCCACAUGCCUGUGUGCCCCCGGGGGUGACGACUGGGCCUGGGUUGGGAGGGGAGCUGCUCCUGGAAAUCUGCCCACCAUACUGGCCUCUUUUCUGCUGCCACUGUCUAGACUGUUGACCUUUGACCUCUCCACCCCUUGGAGUGUUUAAACCCAGAAGUCCCCUUUGGGGAUAGUGGGACAAAGCCCCAUUCUUCUGCAGGGCCCCAGCCUCCACCCUGAGAGCCGGGGAGCCUGCAGCCAGUGUGGGGCACUGGUUGUCACACACACAGAAGCUGGCCACCCUGGGCCACAGAUCCCACUGUAUACACCUCCUGGGGGAGGGGGGGAGCCGAAAAGGGCCUUUGUUUUUAUAUCCCAAAUUAAAUUUCCCUUCCCAGGGCAUGAGUGCCUCCCAAGGGCCUGGGGCUGCUGGCUGGGAAGGAGAACAUCUCUAUUUUUGCAGCGGGGAAGCACGUUAAUGGCCACCUGCGGAAGGAUGGCUGUUUGGGGGGUAAGGGGUGCGUUUGCCAACAUCCACAUCUUGCAAGUUAAUUCCUGGGUGGAUGCCGAACAUUUCUGCUAAGAGAUUCUGUCCUCCAGUGCAGGGGCCAUUGUCACAAACUGAGUGUCAUGGGCUUCCAGACCUCUGUGGGAGCUGUUCCUGCCCUGAGCUGCUCCUCUCGCCAAAUCCUCUUCUCCCUCCCUCGCUCCUCACCAGGCCUUCCUUUCAGCUGCCCGGAGACCCACAAAGUGCCUGCCUCUCUAAUAAGCAUGAGGCACAGAGAAAGGGGAUGAGAUGGGAAAGAGAGAAGCAACCCCAGGCUCUGGGAGGUGGCCCUGGUCCCCCAGGGCCCAGUCCAGGGUCACCGAAGCCACUCACAGAGGUGGGAUCUAGAGUGAGUGGCUUCUAUGGCUGACACGCUUUGUCUCUAGGGAACCUCAGAGAAAGCUAGUGUGGAAUUGGGCACACAGAGUGCUUCCGAGGCACAUGGCAUCCCCAGAUGCCAAGGAAGCCAUAUCUGGAUCUUGGACAGCAGAGUUGGCUUCCUGCCUGCCCCGGGGGUACCCGACUUGUUUCCGGGGCUCUCUUAACAUCUCAGGUUUCUAGUUCAUCCUAAAUCUCUCUUUGGGAAAAACCUUUCCUACCUAAGGUAACUUUGUUCUCUUGUCCCCCAAGGAGGGCCUGGCCCCUGCACCCUCGAGGUGGCUCCUCCCUGACCCCCCAAGAGUUCCUUUGAGUGCCUUGUCUGAAACCCUCCUGUCUGGGAGCCCAGGCUGGGGAAGGGUCUGUCCUGACUUUGCUGGGGGCUGGGCCCUGGACUUGACACCCCAGAAAGCAAAUAAAACGGUUGAAAUGUGUGA
This is a messenger RNA of Canis lupus familiaris (dog), 5719 nucleotides long. RefSeq names its product pyroglutamyl-peptidase I (gene PGPEP1). The record is from RefSeq and is a predicted model, not a curated record. The transcript has 5 exons. Gene Ontology annotation, biological process: proteolysis. Bases 213 to 818 code for a protein of 201 amino acids. Gene Ontology annotation, molecular function: pyroglutamyl-peptidase activity. Gene Ontology annotation, cellular component: cytosol. NCBI's taxonomy places the organism in Eukaryota, Metazoa, Chordata, Mammalia, Carnivora, Canidae.